Messenger RNA from Tigriopus californicus, 6059 nucleotides. RefSeq names its product A disintegrin and metalloproteinase with thrombospondin motifs like. The transcript is spliced from 19 exons. Gene Ontology annotation, molecular function: metalloendopeptidase activity. Gene Ontology annotation, biological process: proteolysis. Bases 781 to 3786 code for a protein of 1001 amino acids. NCBI's taxonomy places the organism in Eukaryota, Metazoa, Arthropoda, Copepoda, Harpacticoida, Harpacticidae. The record is from RefSeq and is a predicted model, not a curated record.
CAUGUCGUUGGCAAUACUAGAAGGUUUAUUUAUUUGAGGAGCUCUUAUUUAUUCUCUUCUUUCCUCUUGCUCCGAUUCCUCUUUGUCUCUUCCUUUCUUCUGUUCCAUUUCAACGGCCUCUUGAGUUCGCGAGGCUCUCUGGUCCAUUUCUGUUCCAAGUGUUUCCCCUCCAUUUUCGUGUGUUUUGUGUUCCGAUUUGCUACUCUCUAUCGAGUCAUGUGGACCCAAUAUAUCAAGGCAUGAAUUUUGACGUAUGAACAAUCUGACGAUUUCCAGAAUUGGUCCAGGAACCAGCAUCCCAGUUAUCCUCUCAUCAUUGAUGAGAGGAGAGGAGAAACAGCCGCAGUCAUCAUCAUCCUUGUCUUCAAGUGCUUCUUUGUGGUUGCUUCCAUCCUUCUCUGACUGACUAACUGACUGACUCACUCGUUCACUCCCUCACUCCCUCACUCACUCGGUGAAUGACGGACUUCACUGAAUUGCGGUGAAAGUGAUGAUGAUGAUAGUAAAAGUUGAACACUGAACCAGAAGAAGAACAACAGCGAGAAUUAGAAGUUUCAUGAAAGUGAGGUGGUGCCGUCGUCGUCGUCGUUGCUGUUGUUGUCAUCGUUAUCACUCUGAAAGUUCGUUCUCGAAAGCCAUGACCAAUGACAACCAGUGACUCCAACAAUCCAAUUUUUAUUAUCAUUAAUGAUAAUAAAUAGUCGAGGCACCAUCAAAAAUAAGUAGCAGACAGGUGCUUUUCCCAACUCUUCUGGCAGUGUUUGCGUGGAUGGGGCUUCUAUGAUUGGUUCCAUGGUCCAAUUUGGGAACGAGAGCAAACAAAAUGUGGUUGCCAUGGUCUCACUAGUCAAACCUGACCAUCUUUCUAAAAGCGAAGCCACGAUCAGUCAUUUCAUUGAACACAUAAAUCAGAACAAUCGUCAUCACAACAAAGGUCCGAGAAUGAACCAACAAAACCGCCAGAGUGGAUCACUCCAUCACAUCUUCCUGAUAUUCCUCCUCACAUCCACGUGGUGGCGAUCCACACUCGCCCUCCAAGCCCAAGGGGACCACUCAAGGAGGCAGCAGAAUCUUGGACAGUGGGACGACCGACCCCUGAGACGGUCUUCGAAUCUUAGUAGCAUAGAGGCUCACAAGCACAUGUCCUUAGAUGAGCUUAGAAGAAUAUUUCAAGUGGAACAUCUCAACGAGGUUCCCGACUAUGAAAUCGUUAAAAUUCAUUCAGUACGUCACUUCAAACGCGAUUCGACAAAUCCAUCGCAUCGCGUCAAUCUCGAGACCCAUGGGCGGCGAUUGCAGCUCGAUUUGGACCGGGUCCACCAUCUCGUGUCACCGAGGAAGCCCGUGGAGGCGUGGUUUGCCGAUGCCGCACCCGCAGUCAACGUCACCUACACACCCACUCCUCCCGACGAGGAAGACAUUGGCGAUGUGUACCAAGAUGAAAUCAAUCAAGCGGCCAUGCUGUUGUACAAAGAUCGCGAUGAUGACGCACUCCUGAUGGAUGGUACCAUUGGCGACGAAUUGGUGGUGAAGCCCAUAUCAUCCGAGGUGCGUCGAAUCCUAGCCCGAAGAGGCUACGACCGAGGCCAAGAUGAGGGUGAUCUGGACUCUCAGGGUUCGUCCCUGAUGGACGAUUAUCUGUGGCCAACAUUCCAAAACGACGACACGAGCGGCUCCAAAGCCCCAAAGGAACUCCACGAUGAUUACGCCUUCUUGGACGAGGAUGACGAAGAAUUGGAGGAUGAGGACGUAAAGAUUCGAAGUCCCAAUCGAGUGCCUUUGUGGCGAAAUUCUCGAAGGAGUCGGCGCUCUGAGACUCCGGAAAGCGACGUGAAUGCCGACCUGCAUAUUGUCUACAAGCGUAAGGAUUCGCACUUGGAUCAUGAAAGCGAUUUUCAUUAUAUGGAAACGGACAAUUUUCCAACCCGAAGCAAAGAUGCCAAAUCGAGGCGAAAGCGACAAGCACCCUACAUGAUAUUCCCCGAGAUUCUUUGCAUCGUGGACUAUGAUGGCUACAGGUUACACGGGAAGGACAAUAUCGCAAUCAAGCGGUAUGUCAUCUCGUUUUGGAACGGCAUCGAUCUCAGGUACAAGCUUCUCAAGGGUCCGAGUGUGAAAAUCUCCAUCGCCGGGAUCAUCAUAUCUCGGGGACGCGAUGCCACACCCUAUCUCGAGAGGAACCGGGUGGGCCGAGAUGCCAUCGACUCGGCCUCCGCCCUCACCGACAUGGGCAAAUAUCUCUUUCUGGAGCGGAGACUACCCGUUUACGACAUUGCCGUGGCCAUUACCAAAUUGGACAUGUGUCGACGCAAAAGUCGUCUGGGGGAAUGUAAUCGCGGCACGGCGGGUUUUGCUUACGUCGGAGGAGCCUGUGUGGUAAACAAACGAUUGGAGAAGGUGAACUCGGUGGCCAUUGUGGAGGAUACCGGAGGCUUUUCGGGCAUUAUCGUCGCCGCCCAUGAGUUGGGACAUUUGCUCGGAGCAGUGCAUGACGGAUCGCCACCCCCCUCGUAUUUGGGCGGACCAGGAGCGAACAAAUGCCGAUGGGAGGACGGUUUCAUCAUGAGUGAUUUGCGACACACUUCCAAAGGCUUCAGGUGGUCGCAUUGCACCGUCAAGCAAUUUCAUCACUUCCUCAAUGGGGAAACGGCUACCUGUAUGUACAAUAGUCCACAUGAGGAGGAACCCUUGCCGAGAGUGUUGCCGGGGAAACUGCUCUCGUUGGACGCCCAGUGUCGCAAAGACCGUGGAACCAGUGCGUGUUUCAAGGAUGACCGCGUGUGCGCCCAACUCUUCUGCUUCGAUGCCGCAUCCGGCUAUUGCGUGUCCUACCGACCCGCUGCGGAAGGGUCACGGUGUGGUGAUGGAUUUAUGUGUUUGAAUGGCAAGUGCGUGCUCGAGCACGAGAACUCAGUGGACUACGCUGGUGACGGUUUCCUGAGGCGAUCAAGUGAGGGGUCGAAUUCGAUUUACAGCGAGGCUCCCUCGAACCAGUCAUCGAGGAAAUGGUGGCAUAAACUCGACGACAAGUCAAGUAGCUCGUCCUCUACCACCACCACCUCUACUACCACUACCACAACAACACGUACUACCACCACUACCACCACCACCACCACCACCACCACCACCUCUGCCACGGAAACGCGCACCUCUACCUCUAGUAAUGCCUCUGAUUCGGCCUCCUCUGGUGAAGAGGAGGGCGUGUCCGUCGUACUCGGCGUCACUCCCUCUUCCAAGUCUCGCUCGAAGCAUAUCGAGGCCAGUCCUUCAACCCUAUCUUCCACUACAGAGCCGUCCUCCUCUGAAUCUCCUAGUCAAGGCUCAGAGAACACGUCCCCUUCCACCCCAGCCACCACCACCCGCAUCCCAUGGUGGCGUCGCAUUAAGAAACGCCCAACCCCCCGCCCCCUUAAGCUCUCCACCCCCUCCCCGUCUAAGCAACGACGGAAACCGAAGCGUCAAAACUCUGAGCAGGAGAACGACGAUAUCGACGAGGACGAUGUUGAUGAUGAGAACCUAAAGACGGAGGAUGAAAGUCCCGCCAAAAAGCAGGCGGGUUCAAAUAAUAAAUCUGAGAGCCCCACAUCCAAUGCGAAGGAUGACGUUGAGACCAGUGAAGAGUCCGACGGAUGCGAAGACCGCAUAAAUAACAUUGCCGGAUCGCUAUCGUGUCGGGCGUUCCUCCGGAGUUUUGCGUACCAGUAUUGUCGCCACAAGUAUAUCCAGGAGAAUUGCUGCGCCUCACACAAAGUGUUUUGCAAGGGUGCCAGAUCAAGAUUGGGAUGAUGAAUGAUAGCAUAUCUCUGAUGGCCCUCGUGUCCUCUGUCUCGCCCUCAUCAUUGCCCUCAGUUGAUCUCCAAGAGCUUUUACUGACUGAUUUGAAUUGAACGGAGCACAUUUGUUGUCGACCUCACAUCAUAGUUCGUUCGCCUAUGGUUCUCUCCGUAUUCACUACUCACUAAUCGGGGCUCAAAGCGAUCCACAAUGUCCCAGCUAUUAUUUUCAUUAUUACUAUCAUUACUCCUCCUCGUACUCCUUUACUCUCGAAAUGCCAUACAUUGAGACACACCCAAACAUACAUUUAAGUACACGCCCACACGUACACACCCACAUUUGUGUGCCUGAUUCUUCCAGGCAUGAAGGAAGCGACUAUUACACUACUACUAUUUCUUCGACAAGAACAAGAAUAUUAAAAGUCAAUUCAUGUUUGCUACAACAAAAACAGGACUAAACCAAUGGUCAUUCACGUGUGCCAAGGGUUGGAACGAUACCAAGCAUUAUCGGGUCCCUCCCACCCCUACGCAUUUCUUCAUCAUGACAACCAUGGUUCUGUUUGAGUCCAUGAAAUCUUGAAGUUGCACCCAAUGUGCCAAUGCGCCUCCUCGUUCAUGGUGAACCACUCGAUUUUGUGGUACACAAGAUUGGCACACAUCCAGCCAAUCAUAAUGUCCCCGCUCCUCCCCGCCCUCUUCCCUCCCUCCUUAUUCCGACAAAACGCCCCAUUCUCGAAAGACUAGGGGAAGACUGUCACUCCCAUUCCCCUACACAAUCAAAAUUCCUAAUCACGCCUAUCCUGGUUCCACCCCCUCGGUCCACCCCGCCCUUCUCUCCUUGACUAGAUGUCCCCUUUUCCUUUCCUUUGAAGACGUGCUGCGACGACCUAUGAAUUGUUCCCAAAAGUAUUAAUUUCGUUUCUCUCUCGAGGCACACCACCAACAGAAGGUGCCUGCAUAUAUUCUGUGAUAUUUAUGCCUAUAUAUUUAUGUAGAUGAGUAGCAAACAUAGGUUACCAUCCAAGUGGGACACUAUGAAGCCUUUAGGUGAUCAUGUCACCGAUUAAAUCUAUUGAAUCCGUGUCCUUUGAAUUUGGAUCCAGCUUGGACAAAGACCCGCCCUUACCUAGACCCCUUUCCUUCAUCUAUCAAAUCCUUAACCUCAGCAGUAUCUACACAUCAUCCUACGUUCUACCUUCAAUCUUUUCUUUUUUUUAAACAUAUCUCUAUGUCUCUGUAUUCUCUUUCUUCUGUGCAAAUAAAUGAAAUGGUCCAAAACGUGGUUCCUUUCUUUCAAGCUUCUCAAGGAUGAAAAGUUUCCCCAUAAUUGAACAUCAGGGUUUUUUCCGGGUCUCAACAAGCCAAUCUUGACAAGUUUUGUGGUAAUCCUCCAAAUGGUUUCGGUAUAAAAGAGCGCCACCCAAGUUCGGCAUUAUUCAGUUCCAUCUUGAUUCCUAACCUGGAGGUUUAUUAAGCUCCAUGGAAUAUAGCCUACUACUCUCUGGACGAAUAACCAACUGCUUGCUUUUCAUAUUGAUCUUUGUCGUCACCUAUUCUGAGGGUGUGGGCAUCGGAUUGGGUAAAUCAAUCCGAACCCUCGUCAAGAAUGACUUCUAUCAUCCCAACCCUAAACUUUCAAGCCAUAUCCGAUUUGUCAAAUACAAUAGCGAAGAGCCCACUCUUGGGCAACAUGUUCUCCAAGAACAAGAAGGGUUCCAAAUCGAGGAAGGUUCGGACGAAGAAGGCCGAGUCAUCUACCUCGAACGCUACCCCUUCGACCAAAACACGGAUCGAAGAGUCCACAUCCGAUAUGAUUACCAACCUUCCGCCAAGGGCCAGGAGGCUAUCGAGACGAAUCAAGGGCAAAAUCACCGGAUAAGGUAUCUCAAUAGCAUCAUUGACGAUCACCAACGAGCCGACGCGUUGAGACGAAAGGAGUUGCUCGACUUCAAUAGUCAGAAUGUGGAAUCCCCCCAAUUCCUCCGAGUUGGACCCCAACCUGUGCCGAUCGUUUUGAAGCAGCCCCAAAGUGAAAGUGAUAAUAUCGUUUUAAGCAGAUACAGAUUUCCGCUGGACCCACCGCCUAUUGACAAAGAGGGACCCUAUGAUCAUUUCCCAAUCUCCACCAACAAAGGUGCCUUUGAAAAGCAAAUCCCUCCAAUGCUGACAAGAUACUACGGCUAAUUGGUCAACUUGUAUUUCUUCAUAUCUAUUCUCCCUACUCUCUCUCCAAAUAAUUGUACAUUGUGCUUUAAUUGAUGAAAAUAUGUAUGUGUGUUAAUACAA